GCGCCUUUGGCUUUUGUUGAAGAGGGUAACUUUCCAGAGGAGUCUCGCUGCGACAAAGAAAGGUGCUGAGGACUAUUUAGAAAAAGAAAAGGAACCCUGACCUGACCCCCCCCAAACACACACCAGGUAUGGCCGCGGUCUUGCCGAGGACGCUGGGUGAGCUCCAGCUCUACCGGAUCCUGCAGCGAGCCAACCUUCUCUACUACUAUGAAGCCUUCAUCCAGCAGGGCGGUGACGAUGUGCAGCAGCUGUGCGAGGCCGGUGAGGAGGAGUUCCUGGAGAUCAUGGCACUGGUCGGUAUGGCCAGUAAGCCAUUGCACGUACGCCGCUUGCAGAAAGCGCUACGCGACUGGGUCACCAACCCGGCCAUCUUCAACCAGCCCCUGACCUCACUGCCGGUCUGCAGCAUCCCUGUCUACAAGCUGCCCGAAGGCUCCCCGACAUUACUGAGUCCCCAGGACCGGGCCAAUACAUCCAGCACCAAGAUGACCAAAGCGGUCGCGACCUGCUCCGACGCAGGAAAGCUGGACGUGACCCGGGACAAAGUGUCCGUAGGGUCUCCCCUCCAGGGAAAUAGCGAAGCUCGGUUCUGGUCGGGACACAGCAACGAUAGCGAGCACAGCCUUUCCCCUUCUGACCUGGGCUCGCCGUCCUCACCCAGAGAAGUGAUGGAGGCUCUGGAUGCGGCUGCCGUGCAGUCGGUCCUAGAGUGCGUGGACAGGAUGGCACCAGGACUUGCCAAGGCGGACAUCGCUGAUGUCAAAGAGCAGCUCAAGAGCAACAAGAAACUGGCAAAGAUGGUCGGACACAUCUUUGACCUGAGCGACGAGGAUCCGCGGAGGGAGGAGGAGAUUCGCAAAUACAGCGCCAUCUACGGACGCUUCGAUUCAAAGAGGAGGGACGGCAAACACCUGACACUCCACGAGCUGACGGUGAACGAGGCAGCAGCCCAGCUCUGCAUGAGGGACACUGCCCUGCUGACCCGCCGCGAUGAGCUCUUCGGACUCGCCCGGCAGAUCUCUAGAGAGGUCACCUAUAAGUACACCUACCGCACCAGCAAGUCUCGCUGUGGAGAUGAGCCCUCUCCUAAAAGAAUUAAAACUGAGGAGAACUUCUUUGACAUCCAGGAGGCGCUGCAGGCCAUUCACAUGAGGCAGGAGAUGCUGCGGGAGCAGCUGGCCUGCGCUAAGUCCAAAGGAGACGAAAGCAUCGGACGGAAUCUGCAGAUGCAGCUGGAGCGUCUGCUGGCGAGGCAGAUGGAGAUCCUGCAGGAUGCGGCGGUGCAGGAGCGGCUUCAGGCUCUGGACUGGAGGAUCCCCCCCGCCGCCUUGAAGUACCUGACUGACGCCCAGAACACCAACGGGGCCGCGGUUGACGCCAGCAGAGAGACCCAGGAUGAGCGACCCAUGAACCUGCGAGUUGUCAGUCAAACCAUGCAGGAAGGUGACCUCCCGCUGGGCAAACAGCUGGCCAACGAGCUGAAACGUCAUCACAACCACAACAGCAGCACAGAAGAGACCAAAACAGCAGCGACAGAAAACGGGACUUCCCAGCGGGCGUCCAGCAGCACAGACAAAAAGACCAUCAAGUCGGAACCGGAAGACUCCACAUAGUGCCUCCCGCUUGCUCCGCCCUCACGUCUCAUCGUAGUAUGCAGUAUUCAGCGUCACUAGGAACUAAGCGAGCACAGUCACAGUAGAGCCUUAACAACCAACGUUGCCUCAUGAAGAGUAUUUAUUUUUCCUGGGUUCGUGUCAGUGCCGACGCAUCGAAGCGAUGCUCGGCGGGUCUCCACUCGAAGCACGUUUGGACACACUUACCUCUCUGAACAUUUUCUUAUUUUUUUGCUCUGCCGAUCUGUCCUUCUAAAUCCAACAUCAGUGUCUCCGUUUGUGCUGGAAACAAAAACAGUCCCAGUUAGACUGAGAGCGAGCAUUAGGUUCCUUAUUUUAGGGUCUGGAUGACUCCACCGCUUUAGUCUGGUGUAUAUUUAUGUGAGGUCUUUUUUUUUUGUAGUACUAUUACACACCCGAACCUUGUGGGGGGGUUUCCGGUAACUGCUGGUGAUCCAGAAGGACACACCUGCAAGCAGAAUAUCCCCCGACUGAAGAUGUGACGCUUCACCAGAAAUCCCUUUCAGGCAGCGUGUGUGUGUGUGUGUGUGUGUGUGUGUGUGUGUGUGUGUGUGUGUGUGUGUGUGUGUGUGUGUGUGUGUGUGUGUGUGUGUGUGUGUGUGUGUGUGUGUGUGUGUGUGUGUGUGUGUGUGUGUGUGUGUGUGUGUUCUUCUAUUUCUACCCUUCUUGAGUUAAGGACCGAAAUCAUGGUCCCAAUACGGAAAAAACAUUGCAUCUGCUAGAGAGCCAAAUACUAGAGUCCGUGAACAUUGCUCCAAAGUCAGGAUUUUUUUUGUUUGUUGUUGAUUUAAUGUGCACACAAAAGUAAACAUUGACAGGUGCAAAGGCAGGAAUAUAUCAAUCAAUCAAUCAAUGUUUAUUUAUAUAGCCCUAAUAUCACAAGUGUCUCAAAGGGCUGCACAAGCCACGACGACAUGUGGGUGCCCCCCAGCCCCCGGAGUGGGUCUGACAUAAUAUUGUGAAAGUCCAGUCCACAGUGGAGCUAGCAUAAUAGUGAGAGUCCAGUCCAUAGUGGAUCUAACAUAAUAGUGAGAGUCCAGUCCAUAGUGGAUCUAACAUAAUAGUGUGAGAGUCCAGUCCAUAGUGGAUCUAACAUAAUAGUGAGAGUCCAGUCCAUAGUGGGACCAUCCCAAGCGGAGACGUUUGAGCAGCGCAGAGAUGUCCCCAAGCGAUGCACAGGCGAGUGGUCCACCACGGGUCCCGACUCUGGUCAGCCGACUCUGGUCAGCCGACUCUGUGCCCCGCCCCCCCCCCCCUCCACAAGGGAGAGGGGGGCAGAGGAGAUAAGAAAAGAAACGGCAGAUCAACUGGUCUAAAAAGGGGGUCUAUUUAAAGCAGGGGUCCCCAAACUUUUUGACUCGGGGGCCGCAUUGGGUUAAAACACUUUGGCUGGGGGCCGGGCUGUGUAUAUAUAUA
Molecule: messenger RNA, 3050 nt
Organism: Entelurus aequoreus (snake pipefish)
Lineage: Eukaryota; Metazoa; Chordata; Actinopteri; Syngnathiformes; Syngnathidae
Product: NGFI-A-binding protein 1-like
Exons: 8
Coding region: 129-1613 (494 amino acids)
Biological process (GO): negative regulation of DNA-templated transcription
Cellular component (GO): nucleus
Molecular function (GO): transcription factor binding; transcription coregulator activity
Source: RefSeq, a predicted model, not a curated record